AGGUGAUUCGGCCUAUGCUAGAACAGAUGAUUCCACCUAUGCUGCACAGUUCGCUAUCUUCCCCAUGUCAUGGAUUUUUGGUCAAGCGGAAUACUAGUCCAGCAGCAGGUGGAGGCAGAUCAUUGCAGUUAUGUCUGAUGAAAGGGUUGCCUUCAACCAUUUUCACACACAUCAACAUCAGAGCGGAGGACAGUUCCACGCUCCAAGUUGCGGUGUGCCAUGCCACAGUUCAGCACUCCAAGGUCACCAUGGGAGAUGGUCCCUCCUUGAAGGUCCAGCUAUGCGUCCUGAGGGGUGACUUUGAAAGUGAGGAUUGGACCGCUGUCCGCUGAGGAAUUCAAUUGCAACAUAGAAAGUCCAAGAGAAGGAAAAGGACCAUUGCUCAAGGGAGACACGGUUAUUACCAUGGAAAAUGGAGUUGGCUUUUUCAAGAAUGUUGAGUUUACUGAUAACUCUUGCUGGAGUUAGAGUACUGCAUUCGAAUUCUUCCCCUGUAGCAGACAUCAAAGAAGGAAGAAGUGAGCCUAUAAGGGUGAAGGAUAAGCGAGGAGUCGCAAAUCAGAAACCGGAUUGUCCUUCAUUAGAUGACAAGAUUAGUUGUCUGCAUAAGAUCUCCAAAAAUGGUCGAAUCUGCAGGCAGUUGUCAGACGACGGAAUUAAAACUGUCAAGGAUCUGUUGCGCCGGCACACAACUGACCAAGCUUCACUAAGACAGAAAAAUGGCAACAUUCCGGGAAAGUGUUGGGAGAAGAUUAUUGAGCAUGCCAAGUCUUGUGAGAUAGAUAAUAAUGAGCGCUACAUCUACCAGUAUUUCACAGGAACACCAGAGCAACCAAAAGCAAUAUCCCUGCUCUUAAAUUGCAUCUACGAGCCUGUGGCUCUUGCAUAUGAUGGCCAAAAUUUUAACAGUCUAGAGUCUUUGGAUGUGGAAAGCAAGCGUUGCGUGGAAACAAUAAAGCAGGAUGCGUACAAGAACCUGAAUGAUUUGAAACCAUUUGAAGCAAGUUCAGAAUGUGGUGUUGUAGGGGAAGGGCAAGGACAUAUGGUUCAACCGUGGGCAAUGACAGCAUCGUAUAUUGGUGGAGGCGAGCAAGUAGGGUGUUCCAGUCAACAACCGCUAUAUGAGGCCAAAUGGGAAGGAUACAUGAGUCCAUUACAGGUUGAUCAGUUUCUAAAUUACCCCUUGAACUUUGGAGGUGAUUAUGGGGCAAAAUCAUCCGACUAUUUAUUCACUAGCAGCUUUGAUAUGUAUUUGUCAAACAAAAAUGGGGGCAACACUCAGUGGGCUAAACUCCGAAAUGCUCUUAAAUGGACCAUACUCUAUGCCGCUAAUAGGAAGGCCAAGCUUCUUUCCCACUAUCACUAUUGAUUUGCUUCAUUACUUUAUUUUCUUGUGUCUGUAAGUGUUUUAAGCUGUAACGUAAAUAACCAUCCCUGAACCUAAACGGCUAAACCACGGUGUCGGUGAUGGUGUCUUUAGUAAUUCGUCUUGUCUAGUCUAGUCAGUUUCCUAUUUAUUCUUUUAUGUGAGUGAAUGUAAUUGUA
Arachis duranensis is the source of this 1545-nucleotide messenger RNA. Its product is annotated as calmodulin-binding protein 60 B-like. Bases 413 to 1369 code for a protein of 318 amino acids. Lineage: Eukaryota; Viridiplantae; Streptophyta; Magnoliopsida; Fabales; Fabaceae. The transcript is spliced from 5 exons. The record is from RefSeq and is a predicted model, not a curated record. Gene Ontology annotation, molecular function: sequence-specific DNA binding; DNA-binding transcription factor activity; calmodulin binding. Gene Ontology annotation, cellular component: nucleus. Gene Ontology annotation, biological process: regulation of salicylic acid biosynthetic process.